Messenger RNA from Diospyros lotus (date-plum), 4117 nucleotides. RefSeq lists its product as uncharacterized. The coding region runs from base 965 to 4000 and encodes 1011 amino acids. The transcript is spliced from 2 exons. Gene Ontology annotation, molecular function: ATP hydrolysis activity; ADP binding. Lineage: Eukaryota; Viridiplantae; Streptophyta; Magnoliopsida; Ericales; Ebenaceae. Gene Ontology annotation, biological process: signal transduction; recombinational repair. The record is from RefSeq and is a predicted model, not a curated record.
AGCAGGUUAAUAAUUAAAUGGUUCAGUCCUCAGUUGGACUGACUGUCUUAGCUCCAAUUUCCAGUGCAAAUAGUCACAGCACGGCAGUGUGAACGCCAAGGGGGAGAGAGAGAGAAGCCUCCUUGAAGAAUAGUAUAAUAAGAGCGCGUUGCUCCAAAACCCAUUUGAAACCCCGCAAACUUGCUGUCCGCUACCAACAAGGUCUGAGCUUCUGGUUACCCUCCCAAUGACCUUUUUCCAGAGUUUUCUCUGACCAAUCUUUGGCUUCUGUGAGGACGAGAAAACCCCAUGUUAGAUUUAAAUGAUUCAUUGAAAGAUCAAAAAAUUCACAGCACAUAAAACAAAAAGAAAUGGUCCAAGCCAAGCCCAAGGCAAAGAGACUACACUAUGAGCAUAGAAUAUAGCACCCUAUUUGCCGCUGCAACAUCUUUUAAGCACUUAAUUGAAUAUUUUAUGUUCAAAACCCAGCAGAUCCAACCCACACAUUAGAUUCCCACAUAUGUCCAGCUUGUUUAUGAGAGAGAGAGAGAGAGAGAGAGAGAGAGCCCUUUGUUAAGAUCCAGGGUUGGGGGACUCCAUUUGGCUUCACAUCUCCAUCGAGCAAAGAUCAGUGAAAAGCAAGGUCUGACUUUGGAGCCGCACAACGUAAGAAGAUGAUGUAUUGAAUCACGCGUAGCUUUCUUCCUCUUUAAAAGUCUCACUGUUGGAUUCAUGUACUGGAGACUCUUCAGUCACAACCACACAAUUAACUGAAUCUGUCAACCGAGAUUUCACAAAGAGCAAAGAAUCCCACAAAAAAGUGUUUAGGCUUUCUAAUCUUGUUUCAGUCCCCGGCCGCAAUGGUUCUUGUGAACACAACAGAAGGGAGUUCAUCAACUUCACAAGACUUUGACCUGACAGCAACGGCGCCAUAAACAUGACGAGUUGUGCAUAUCUAUCCCGGUGAAGAAGCAUAAAUCUCUGCAUGACCUCGUUGAAAAAUCUCACUUGUGUGAAUAUGAAUGAAGAAGCACCGUUCUCUGGGGAGGUUCCUGGAGAAAUCCCACCUGUUGAUACCAAGGCCCUCACCAUCAAGAUUGCAAGUUCUGGCCACAAACCGGGUAAGGAAGUUCAAACCUACAUCCUUUCUGCUGAUACAUCAGAUUCACUUUCACCCAACCUAUUACCAUCAAAUUCAGUUGCUUCAUCUCCAUACAACUCUCCUUCCCUCAUUUCUCCCCCAUCAUCAGCAUUUGUUUCAGCUCUACAAUCACCCUAUAUAUCUCCCAGAGCAAUCACAGUCCCUAAUCCUCAAGAAAACCCGGCUCCAACUCCAGUCACCCACCCUUCACCGCCUGUCUCAUACUGUGGUUCCCAAUCUGAUGACAUCCCAAGCAGCUCAUACACUCCCCCACCAGAAAGAUAUGACUUUUCUGAUGAUCCAACCAAUCCAAAGCUCAAAAUUGUCACCUGCGUUCCAGUGUCGGGCCCAGAUACCGGUCCCCGGAUCUCAUUCUCGUUCCCUGUCCCUCGAAUUUCCUUUGCAAAAGGUUCUGUUUCACCAGCAUCCAAUGCCAAACUAAGGAGCUGUGAUGUGUACAUAGGCUUCCAUAGUCAGAAUCCCAAUAUGUUACGCUUCUGUAAGUGGCUUAAAUCAGAGCUUGAACUCCAAGGAAUAGCUUGCUUUGUUGCUGACAGGGCAAAGUACUCGGACGCUCAAAGCCACGAUAUUGCAGACCGUGUUAUUUGUUCUGUGACAUUUGGUGUUGUGGUUAUCACUAGUUACAGCCUUCUAAACCACCUCAGCCUGGAGGAGAUCAGAUUCUUUGCUCAGAAGAAGAAUUUAAUCCCUUUAUUCUUCAACACAGACUCUAGUGAAAUCGUUAGUCUACUCAACCGCAAUUCAGACGACAAAGAAUGCAAAGAAGCAACUGAUGGGUUAAUAAGGUUUAGUGAAUUUAAGCUGGAAACAAAUGAGGCUAAUUGGAGAAGCUGUGUGUUGAAAGCUGCUGGAAUUUUGACGGCAAAGCUAGGAAGGAAAAGUGUUAGAGAGAAGGAGGUUGAUGGACUUGAGGAGCUACCAUUUCCCAGAAACAGAUGCUUUGUGGGGAGGGAGAAGGAGAUGAUGGAGAUAGAAACUGCAUUCUUUGGGUGUGGGGACUAUCUUGAGCAAGAAUAUUGUAUGCCAACUGCAAGAGGAAGAACACCAGGGCAAUCUGAAGGCCUUGCAGAUGAGGAAAGUGAAGUCGAUACAAGUAAGGGAGGAAGUUUCAUAAAUUUGGAGCUGGGCAAGUGCAAGGAACCAAAUUUAGAGGCUUGGGUUGAACCAGUUAUUGGGAGAGGUUCCUUGAAGAGGCCCAAAUACAAGAAGUCGAAAAGUGGGAAAUAUAAGAGUUUUGGAAGCAGUGUUGUGUGCAUAAGUGGAGGUGCAGGUGUUGGGAAGACAGAGCUGGCAUUGGAGUUUGCUUACAAGUAUGCCCAAAGAUACAAGAUGGUUCUAUGGGUAGGGGGUGAAGCUCGCUAUCUCAGGCAGAACAUAUUGAACUUGUCACUUAAUUUGGGGUUGGAUGUGAGUGCUGAUGCUGAGAAGGAAAGAGGAAGAUUACGGAGCUUUGAGGAGCAGGAAGCAGAAGCUUUCAAGAGAGUCAAGAGGGAGCUCUUCCGAGACAUGCCUUAUUUACUGAUAAUCGAUAAUCUUGAGACUGAGAAGGAAUGGUGGGAAGGCAAAGAUCUGCACGAUCUAAUACCAAGAAACACUGGAGGCUCCCAUGUGAUUGUGACAACAAGGCUCUCAAGAGUUAUGAACUUUGAUCCGAUGCAGCUUCAGCCCUUGCCCUUGUCUGAUGCAAUGCUCUUGAUCAGAGGAAGACGUAAAAAAGAAUACCCACCUGAAGAGGUGGAAUUUCUAGGGAAAUUUGAUGAACAACUGGGCAGGUCAACUUUUGGUCUGUGGGUUAUUGGUUCGCUACUUUCUGAACUUGCGAUUUUCCCAUCUGCUCUAUUUGAAGCUAUAAACCAGAUACCAAUCCAGGAAGCUUCCACUGGCUCUAAUUUAAAUAUUGCUGAUGAACAAUUCUGUAGAAGCAAUCCUUUCCUGAUGAAGGUCCUGUCAUUUUGUAAUGCUAUUUUGCAGCAAACAAAUGGGACAAGGAACAUUCUGGCCUCAAGAAUGCUUCUUGUUGGGGCUUGGUUUGCCCCAGCACCCAUUUCAACAAGUUCGCUGGCAGCUGCAGCCAAGAGUAUAACAGCCACAGAAAGCCGUUUCGGCAAGUGGACUAAGUGCCUCAGUCUUGCAUUCCUUUGCUGCCAUGGCUGUUUGGAAAAUCAAACAUGGAGAAGUGAAGAAGAUUCAUCCCUUCUCUUAGUUAAACUAGGUUUAGCACGCAGAGCCAAUAGACAGCCUGGCUGCUGGAUCCAGUUCCACCCCAUUACUCAGACAUUUGCCAGAAGGAAGGAAAGUUCAAUUGCUGCCAAGGCAACAGUUCAAGGUGUGAGGAAAGCUGGAAAUCCUUUGGUGAACUCAGACCACCUCUGGGCUUCUGCAUUCCUUGUAUUUGGGUUCAAAUCCGAGCCUCCACUAGUCCAACUUAAAGCCGUUGAUAUGGUUCUCUUCAUCAAGAAAAGUGCUCUUCCUCUAGCACUUACAGCCUUCACAACCUUCUCAAGGUGCAACUCGGCACUAGAACUCCUAAAGGUCUGCACAAACGUGCUCGAGGAAGUGGAGAAGUCAUUUGUGUCUCAGGUACAGGAUUGGUGCCACGGUUCCCUUUGCUGGAAGAAAAAGCUUCAAUCCAACCAGAGGGUAGAUGAGUACGUGUGGCAAGAUGUUACCCUGCUGAAAGCCACGUUGCUGGAGACCCGAGCGAAACUGCUGCUCAGAGGUGGGCAUUUUGACAGCGGCGAAGAGCUCUGCAGAACUUGUAUUAGUAUAAGGACAGUAAUGCUUGGCCAUAACCAUGCUCAGACAUUGGCUGCUCAGGAAACACUAGCAAAGUUAGUGAGGUUGAGAAGUAAGAUAUGAUUGACUUGUGUUCUCCCCAUAGACAACAAAUUCUACACUUGGGUAGCUCAAUUUUGUUUCACACUGUAACCAUGUUCCUAGUUUAGAUAUAAAAAUAUAAAAUUGCUUUCACUGUUC